Molecule: messenger RNA, 2070 nt
Organism: Oryza brachyantha (malo sina)
Lineage: Eukaryota; Viridiplantae; Streptophyta; Magnoliopsida; Poales; Poaceae
Product: thioredoxin-like 1-1, chloroplastic
Exons: 4
Coding region: 1000-1824 (274 amino acids)
Biological process (GO): cell redox homeostasis
Source: RefSeq, a predicted model, not a curated record
UUUGCGUGGAGUGGGGCUGUGGAACAGCAAAAAACCAGCUCCACCUCUGUAGUUUAUUUUUUAAGAGCAGCUCCGUCAACUCCGCUCUAAAAAAAUUAAAAUCUGUACCAUUUAGCACAACUCUGACUCCAGUUAAGUUGGAGUUGAGAGCUUUGGUAACCGAUAUUCUAGUCAACGUACUCAACGAGAAAAAUCGCUUCACCGACGGCAACGCACACCACCUACUCCAAACAAAUCCACAUGAAAUUUGCACCAACGGUCAAUCAGUUGAGAGGAAAUUUAUAGAAUCAGUUCAUGUAACAAUAGAUAUUUUCAUUGAUACCAUGAUUCAAUCAUUUUAAUGAUUGUAGAGCCAAUCAAUACUUACAAAGAGAAUUAACCAAUAUUAAAAAUUCAAAAAUUAAAGUGAGAAAUCUUUUAAGUAAUCUGAGCUAAACAAACUAGAGUAGUAAAUUACAACGGAUAUUUGGUUGGGGUGGCGGUGGGUCAACCAUCAACGCUCUCUUUCGCUGUAACGUGGUCCCCACCGGACAAGCUCCUCUUGACCGAAAAAAACACAUUUGCCACACGUCCCCGGAGUGCACCACGAGACGGCCCAAUCACACGUGGCAUCCCAACCACCUACAGCUACCCACCGCUCGUGAGGCCCAGCUUUAAUCUUAUCCAAAAUAUAUAUCCACUCGGAGAGACCUUUUACCACCGCGCAGUAACUGCCCCGCCACGUGGAUCCCCAUCCCAACGUCCACCUAUCAUCCGACGGCCUCCACGAUUUACCUCGCACGUGAAAGCCGUUGCGGUGAAAAGGUGAAAGGGGUAAAAAGCGUGCGCCUUUUUUUCCCCAUCUGUUUCUGUUUCUCUCCUCCAUUAAAAAGGCGCUUCUUUUCUUCGUUCUUCGUUCUUCGCCGCAUCGCCCCCUCCGCCAUUGUUAAUCUCCUCUCUGACCUCUAUCUCUGUUCUCUCUCGCGCGCUCGCACGCUGAAGAAGAAGAAGGUGGUAGCCAUGGCUGAGGCACUGUGCAGCGGGAGCGUGGUGGCGUCUCCGUGCGGCGGGGAGGUCGGCGGCCGGGUGGUGAGGGGCGCGGCGGCGCUGGCGGAGUCCGUGCCGAUUGGUGGGUACAGCAGCAGGAGCUCGUUCCCCGGUGGGAGGGUGGCGCUGACGGAGAAGAAGGCGAGGCUCCUGCCACGGAAUCUCGAAGCGGCGCCUGGGCAGAUGAACCUGACGAUUGGGAAGGCCAUGAGGUGGUGGGAGAGGGGGCUGCAGCCCAACAUGAGGGAGAUCGAGUCGGCGCAAGACCUCGCCGACUCCCUCCUCAACGCCCGCGACAAGCUCGUCGUCGUCGACUUCUUCUCCCCCGGCUGCGGUGGCUGCCGCGCCCUACAUCCCAAGAUUGCUCAACUAGCCGAGAAGAACCCGGAGGUGCUGUUCCUGCAAGUGAACUACGAGAAGCUCAAGUCAAUGUGCUACAGCCUCCAUGUCCAUGUCCUCCCAUUCUUCAGGUUCUACAGGGGAGCUCAGGGCCGUGUGAGCAGCUUCAGCUGCACCAACGCAACUAUCAAGAAGUUCAAGGAUGCGCUCGCGAAGCAUGGUCCGGACAGGUGUAGCCUUGGUCCGGCGAAGGGGCUCGAGGAGUCGGAGCUCAUGGCGUUGGCUGCAAACAGGGACCUGAACUUCACCUACAGCCAAAAACAAGACCUUGUCCCGAUUGCUGAUGCCAUCUUGAAGGAGGCUGCUGCACCUGGAGGCCCAUGGCUGCCAUUGCCCUCAUCGACGACGCAUCUGCUCACUCACGGAUCUGAGAAUUCGUUGUUGUCCUCUGGAAGAUAGUCGGCGGUUCGACCGGCAAGGUCGCUUCAAUUUGUACAGAUUUUUCGCUUAUUGUUGGCCCCGUUGUAUGAGAUGCAGAUGUGCAGGACCAAGCUUUUAUUUUGUGAGCCUGCUGAGUGCUACUCCAAUUGUGUUGUACCAAGUCCUUGCUCGGGCAUGAAAAUUUCCUUGCCUGGCUGACAUGUAUGCGUCAUGCUCUUGUCUGCAUCGAGAAUUAAACAAAUGCUGGAUUCAUUCAUGAUUGAA